Molecule: messenger RNA, 442 nt
Organism: Leptonychotes weddellii (Weddell seal)
Lineage: Eukaryota; Metazoa; Chordata; Mammalia; Carnivora; Phocidae
Source: RefSeq, a predicted model, not a curated record
AGGAGACGCCCCCGCGCCGCGCCAGUGCCGCAGCUCGGCCGCGCGCUCUCCCCCUCGAGGGACAAACUUUUCCCAAACCCGAUCCAAGCCCUCGGACCAAACUUGUGGCGCGUCGCCUUCGCCAGGAGCGGUCCGCGUAGAGCGUGCAUUUCUCGGGCGAGAUGUCCGAGCGCAAAGAAGGCAGAGGCAAGGGGAAGGGCAAGAAGGACCGAGGCUCCGGCAAGAAGCCCGCGCUCCCGGCGGGCGGCCCGAGCCCAGCUUUGCCUCCCCGAUUGAAAGAGAUGAGAAGCCAGGAGUCUGCCGCGGGCUCUAAACUAGUGCUUCGAUGUGAGACCAGCUCCGAAUACUCCUCUCUCAAAUUCAAAUGGUUCAAGAAUGGGAAUGAAUUAAACCGCAAGAACAAGCCACAAAACAUCAAGAUACAAAAAAAGCCAGGGUAAGU